AUGGAUAUUGACAGACAUCAAUUGGUGUUCGAAUCUCGCCUUAUUACCAAUCGACUUGUGACAGCAGAACUCAUUCCCAAGCUCGAGACUUUACAUGGGCUAUUAAAGGCAUUCGAUCAAGAUCUGGUGGACAAGAACUCUCUCAAUGAGGUUGCCAGAGACCUGGUUCAUCCAAAGAUUAUGCGCCAUUCGUCCGAAUCCGUGAGGGCCCUGGCAGUGUGUUGCUUAGCUGAUAUCCUGCGUUUAUAUGCACCUGAUGCACCCUAUGACGAGACUGAACUCAAGAGCAUCUUUCAAUUAUUCAUAUCCGAGAUCAGGCAUCUUGACAAGCAUCAAGAAGAUCCCAACUUUCAACGCUACUUUUAUCUUCUCGAAUCACUUUCCACUGUCAAGAGUAUUAUCAUUAUUGGCGAUCUCGACAAUGCUGAAGAGUUGACCACACAAUUUAUCAAGACCUUUUAUGAAUUGGGCGAUGCCAAUGUUACCCGGAAUAUCUUGGUGUGCAUGACAGAAUUGAUGGUGAUGCUUGUGGACGAAAGCGAAUCCUUAUCCGAAGAUGUGAUUGAAAUGACAUUGGAGCAGAUUCAAAAGCAAAUGGAUUCACCCGACUCACAUAAUACCAUGGCUGUGGAUUUGGCACGUGCGUGUACAGAUGUCAUGCAACGUCAUGUUUGUCAGUAUUUCUCAGAUGCAUUGAUGGCCAUGAGCAAAAGUGAUGGAUCAACUGAGGAUAUCGAGGAAUUGCAAAAAGUGCAUCGACUUAUUCAAAAAGUACAUUCCGUCGUCCCUGAUCUCUUGUUGAACGUGGUGCCACAAUUGGAGGAAGAAAUGAAGGUGGACGAUUUCACGGUCCGUGUAUUGGCAACAGAGACCAUCGGUGGUAUGCUAUGUGAAAAACGAUCCAAUUUACAUCAACGUUAUCCAAGUGUAUGGAAGACAUGGUUGGGAAGACGCAAUGACAAGGCGGUACAUUUGCGUAUCAAGUGGAUCGAGAGCGCUGCCAACAUUUUCGAGUCGCAUUACUUUGCAAUCGCCACCUUGAAUGAGUACCUUAAGGAUAGACUAUUGGAUCCAGAAGAAAAGGUGCGAGCAGUCGCUUGUCGAGUGAUUGGAGAGAUGAGCCUGGACCACAUUAUCGAUCAUGUUGAUAUCAAGUUGCUUCAAGAAAUUGCAGCGAGAUGCAAGGAUAAAAAGUCAACUGUACGCAAAGUAGCCAUGUCUACCCUUGGUUCGCUUUACCACGCUGCCUAUCCCAGAAUUCAAGAAAAUGAUGAAAGUGCUGUUUCCAAGCUUGGAUGGAUUCCCGAAAGUAUCCUUUACUGCGUUUAUGUGGAUGAUGUAUCUGUCACUGCACUAGUGGAAAAGACGUUGCAUGAGUAUAUUUUCCCUCCUAUGGACGAUGAUUUGGAGCGAACAAAGCGCCUCGUCUCUAUUCUGGAGAUGGUCAAUGAACGAUCAAAGUUUGGAUUCAUCAGCAUCAUCCGCAAGCAGAAAAGUCUUAUGGCAGCACUCCGUAAAUUCAUUGAUGCAUGCAAGCAAUCGAAUGGGGAUAUGGAAGUGGAUGAUGCUCAAGUGGAUCGUAGUCAAAUUGAGACCCUUGCCACACGCAUUGCAGCAACGUUCCCGGAAAGCUCAAAGGUGUCAAGCGCAAUGCAAAGUCUUUCGGAUAUCCUUGUUGAUGAUGAAGACAUUCGAGAACUCUUUGAAUCAUGCAUCGAUCCAAACAAUGACUAUGUUGAUAUCCGCAAGAGCCAGCGUGAGCUUGCAACCAGCCUCAAAGACGAGAGUUCGAGCAUCCAUGAAAUAUUACAACCUGUCCUUCGACGCGCUUGUCCUACUCUUGUCAACAAAGGCCUCAUUCCUCAUCUAUUCUCCAUUGUAUCGAGUCAACGACCUUCUCGAAGAUCAUCAUCCGCUACCCAGAGCAAACAUGUUGUGAUGGCACAAGAACUUCUUACAGAAAUUUCACAAACCUUCCCAGCAAUGUAUGAUUCUUUCUUGUACAACUUGGUGAGCACCUUGACCCAUUCCAAGAAUGAAAAUAUCACUCGAGGAGCCCUUGAAUUGCUGUCACAAGUGGUUGUCAAUGGUGUCAAGAUCGAUCUCGAUGACCAAAAAUUGCUCGAUCAACUUACCUCCCUUGCACAAGGUCAGGAUAUUGAACAGGCGCGGGAUGCAUGUAUCGUGCUCUCCCAUAUGGAUGCUGUGGACGUUUGUGCCGAUGUUAUACAGGUGAAUGCCAACAAUCUAUCUACGUCAUUCCUUGAAAUUGCUGCCUCGUUGGCAUCCCUGAGCCAAUUUGCGUUAUACAUGCCUGUUCACAUGGCUGGUUGCAUCGACGAUGUCGCUGAAUUCAUUUUCGAGAAAUUGAUGCCAUAUGAAACCAAAAAGAGCAAGCGAUCCAACCCAGAAUGGUUAUCCUAUGACGAUCUUGAUGAUUCCUCAAAAGCAAAGAUGGCUGGAUUGGAGCUACUGAUCAACUAUUUGGCGGGCACCACAUUGGAUAUUGAACCCAAGGAUGAAUUGGUCAAGGAGAUCUUUGAGAUGUUGUUUGAUUAUAUCAACAGCUCAGCUGAUACGGCAUUUGCUGAUGAAACCAGUGCGGCCGAGUUGGCACAUCUUCGAUUAGCUGCUGUCAAAGGUGCUCUCAAGCUGACUCAUAUGUCCCAAUUUGAAAGCCAAUUAUCCGUGGAGCGCUUUGAACAAAUGUGCUUGGUCUUGCAGGAUUCAUGUUAUCAAGUCCGUGAAAAGUAUGCAAACACACUUAUCCGAGGCUUGACACUCAAAGAGGUGCAUCAUCGAUACCUUUCAUCCCUGUUCUUGAUGGCGCACGAGGUAGAAAACCUGUUGUUCAAGCAGGUUAGAUACUUUAUUGAAAAAUGGGCUGCCAAACACAAGUCAGAAACAACGGUCAUGGAAACAUCCUUUAUGCAACUGAUCCAUAUCCUCGCCCACCAUCCCGACUUUUCCAUAGCCAACAAUGACCUUGCUCUCUUUAUGCGAUAUCUUCAAUUCUUUAUCUCAUGCGUGGCAUCACCUGAUAAUGUCGCCUACCUGUAUCAUGUUACACAAAAGAUCAAACUAUCAAAAGACGUGCGUUCGAUCGAACAAAGCGAGAAUUCCUAUUGUCUCAGUGACCUUGCAGCGUUGUUGAUCAAUCGUAAAUGUAAGGAUUCAUCAUGGCCACUCAAUGUAUCCCAGGAGCCUGUGCGUUUGCAAUCCAAAUUGUACAAGUCAUUACCAUCAGGCGCAGUACAGACCGAGACGAUGAAAAAGAACUACCUGCCGGAAUCAUUUAUUGCAUAUGUAGAACAGCAUCACGACAAGGGCGGUGACAAGCGAGCGGGUCAAUCUACUGCUGGAGAGCAUGGUGCUUCUGCUGCCAAACGAACCCGUACAUCUUAA
Messenger RNA from Lichtheimia ornata, 3405 nucleotides. RefSeq lists its product as uncharacterized. Lineage: Eukaryota; Fungi; Mucoromycota; Mucoromycetes; Mucorales; Lichtheimiaceae. Gene Ontology annotation, biological process: DNA repair; mitotic sister chromatid cohesion. The coding region runs from base 1 to 3405 and encodes 1134 amino acids. The record is from RefSeq and is a predicted model, not a curated record. The transcript is spliced from 27 exons. Gene Ontology annotation, cellular component: chromatin; nucleus.